CUCCACCAAAAAGUUCCCGCAGAGUACCGUCCACACGCCACACAUAACCCGUCUGCAUCAUGGGUGUCGCAAAGAAGACGCGCAAGUUCGCCGCCGUCAAGCGCGUUAUUGGCCAGCGCGAUGCCCGCCUCAAAAAAAACCAAACCCUAGGCAGCGAAGUUGCCAAACAAAAAGAAGCCGCCGAGCGCCCCAUCCGUGAGAUCCCACAAGUUCCGUCCCACCUCUUCUUCCAGGCGAACACCAGUCUUGUGCCUCCAUACCAGGUCCUCGUUGAUACAAACUUUCUGUCACACACCGUGCGCGCAAAACUCGACCUCCAACCCGCCCUCAUGGACUGCCUCCUCGCCAAAGCCCAGCCCAUCAUCACCAGCUGCGUAAUGAGCGAGCUCGAGAAACUCGGCCAGAAAUACCGCAUCGCCCUGCAGAUCGCCCGCAACGAAGCCUGGACGCGCCUGAAGUGCGACCACAAAGGCACAUAUGCAGACGACUGCAUCGUAGAUCGCGUCAUGAAGGAUAGGAUCUACCUCGUAGCGACCAACGAUAGGGACUUGAAGAGGAGGAUCCGCAAGAUCCCCGGUGUACCGCUGAUUUCGGUGGCGAGGGGCAAGUAUGUGAUUGAGAGGUUGCCGGAUGCGCCGAAUAGUUUGUAGCGGGGGAAGACUGUUUGAAUUGCAUAGCGACGGCGUUUAUAGGGAUGCAUGUUCAUGGUAAAUGGGGCAAUGGGCUCGGGCUUGGGUUUGGGUGGCUAGAGAUAUCUAUGGGAAAACGAACGACAUCGCGUAGUCUGAUCUAAAAUAAACGCAAAAUGCUGCUCAAACUAAGAAAU
Molecule: messenger RNA, 826 nt
Organism: Westerdykella ornata
Lineage: Eukaryota; Fungi; Ascomycota; Dothideomycetes; Pleosporales; Sporormiaceae
Product: rRNA-processing protein-like protein FCF1
Exons: 4
Coding region: 60-650 (196 amino acids)
Cellular component (GO): nucleolus; small-subunit processome
Source: RefSeq, a predicted model, not a curated record